Myotis davidii is the source of this 902-nucleotide messenger RNA. It is a transcript of the gene RIT1, whose product is annotated as Ras-like without CAAX 1. Gene Ontology annotation, cellular component: plasma membrane. The record is from RefSeq and is a predicted model, not a curated record. Gene Ontology annotation, molecular function: calmodulin binding; GTP binding; GDP binding. The transcript is spliced from 4 exons. Gene Ontology annotation, biological process: Ras protein signal transduction. Bases 48 to 599 code for a protein of 183 amino acids. Lineage: Eukaryota; Metazoa; Chordata; Mammalia; Chiroptera; Vespertilionidae.
CCGGUCACCCCGGGUGAGCUCUAACUUCACUUUCUUCUUUCCAAGCCAUGACCAUGCAGUUCAUCAGCCACCGGUUCCCGGAAGAUCAUGACCCCACCAUCGAAGAUGCUUAUAAAAUCCGGAUCCGUAUUGAUGAUGAGCCUGCCAAUCUGGAUAUUUUGGAUACGGCUGGACAGGCAGAGUUUACAGCCAUGCGAGAUCAGUAUAUGAGGGCAGGAGAAGGGUUUAUCAUCUGUUACUCUAUCACUGAUCGUCGAAGUUUUCAUGAAGUUCGGGAGUUUAAACAGCUUAUUUAUCGAGUUCGACGUACUGAUGAUACACCCGUGGUUCUUGUAGGAAACAAGUCUGAUCUGAAGCAGCUAAGACAGGUCACUAAGGAAGAAGGAUUGGCUUUGGCCCGAGAAUUCAGCUGUCCCUUUUUUGAGACAUCUGCUGCAUAUCGCUACUACAUUGAUGAUGUAUUCCAUGCCCUUGUCCGGGAGAUACGUAGGAAAGAAAAGGAGGCAGUACUGGCCAUGGAGAAAAAAUCUAAACCCAAAAACAGUGUAUGGAAGAGGCUAAAAUCACCAUUCCGGAAGAAGAAAGAUUCAGUAACUUGAAGUUGUGAAGUGUUUACGUGUGAACUGCAGUGCUUAAUCAAAGCAGUCCAGUAACCUGCAUUAGUGAGCAUGGUGCUUGCUCUCUCUUCCUGUUAUGACCGUUAUUUGUAAAGUAACUGAUGAAGGGGACAUGCCUACUAGGAGUUUUCAAUGAUGUGGUAUUUAAUAUAUUGUCUCUUAGCUAAUUCUGAUUUAUUAACCCAGUGGAGCACUUUCUGCUUUUAAAUUGUCACAUUAGAAUUUGAUUUUCCAUAGUUUUGGGUUCUGUUGCUGAUUAAUUAAUGUAAAUUGUUUAUAUCCAGG